Messenger RNA from Bursaphelenchus okinawaensis, 2664 nucleotides. NCBI's taxonomy places the organism in Eukaryota, Metazoa, Nematoda, Chromadorea, Rhabditida, Aphelenchoididae. The record is from the annotation of a GenBank genome assembly.
AUGGAUAAGAAGAAGCCAGCGCGUGCCCCAAUCAAGGACGGCCCCACCCAGCAGAUUGUCUCCGUGGAGCCGCCCAACCAGGAGAGUUGCGAAGUCGACGACAAGAAGGAACUCGACCCCAAAUUCUUGAUUUUAGCGGCCGAAGUUCAGGAAGGGCCGCCCUUGGGCGAGGGCAAUUUCGCCGUCGCUUUUAAAGGUAAGGGGGGGGGGGGUUGUGGCUUUACUAAGGCUUUAAUAGGGGGGGGGGAGGGGAGGGGGUUGUGGCUUUACUAAAGGCUUAAUAAGGGGGGGGGGUGGGUGAUUUUUAGUAUUUUUUUCCAGGCAGGGUAACUUUUGAUUAAAACGUUUUUAGGGGGACAUGUUUUUUGGGCGGAGUAAUUUUUUUAUAACUUUAGGGCAUGCCAGUUUUUUUUUAAUUUUUGCGCGCGCUAAAAUUUUAUGGGCGGGGUAAAUUUUUGAAAAGUUUUUUGGGCGUGGUAAAUUUUUGAAAAUUUUUUUUGGGCGGGGUAAUUUUUUGAGAGUAAUAUUUUUUUCGUAUUUUUAGGGCGGGGUAAUUUUUUAAAAUUUUUUUGGGCUGGGUAAAUUUUUUUAUCACUACCCCCACCCCUGUGUUUAGACAGAGAGAAAUUAUUAACCAGCCAAUGCCAAGCUUAAAAUAUUAGUUUCAAAACUUCUAUUAAAGACUUCGCUUGUAGGUACCUACAAAGGCAAGACGGUGGCCAUAAAGAAAGGCCUAAGCGAAAACGAGACGCAAGACAUGAAACGAGAAGCAAUCAUUAUGUCACUGCUGGGGUCUCAUCCCAAUGUCAUACUCUUUUAUGGAAUGGUUGCUGAUCCGGUAGGGGUUCUCUUUAUUUUUAGGGAAGGGGAGAGGAGAUGAUUAAAUUUUUAAGGCGGGGUGAAAAAAUAUUUUAUUUUUUUUGGGGGUGGGGAUGAAAAAUAUUUUUUAGGGCGGGGUUAAUGUUUUUUUGUAUUUUAAAGGGGUAAGUAGUCUUGAAAUAUAAAAAAAUACAGGGUGUGGUAAAUUUUUUCAAAAAAAAAUUGGGAGGGGUAAACAAAUUUUUUUUGGGAUUGGUAAAAUUUUUUUUGAGGAAAGUGGAAAACCUCCUUUUUAAGCAUUUCUUUUUUCAAAAAAAAUCGUUUUAGACCCGUAUAGUAAUGGAGCACUGUGGUCGCGGCCCUCUGGACGAAAUCGUAGCCCAAGCCAAAACGGAAGUUAAAGCGGACGAGCUGGUAACAUAUCUGACUGAAAUCUCGCGCGGAAUGAUGUAUCUGGUUGAGCGGGGUUGUAUUCACCGUGAUCUGGCAGCACGGAACAUUUUGGUUGCGGACGAUGGGGUGAUGAAGGUCAGCGACUUUGGGUUAAGCUCGCAUCGACAGUGUCCCGAGAUGGAAGGCUUUGCUGGGUCUAAGGUGAGGGUUUGAUGACUGCCCCUACCCUACUGUACCGUACCGUACCAUACCAUACCAUACCAUACCAUACCAUACCAUACCAUACCAUACCAUACCAUACCAUACCAUACCAUACCAUACCAUACCAUACCAUACCAUACCAUACCAUACCAUACCAUACCAUACCAUACCAUACCAUACCAUACCAUACCAUACCAUACCAUACCAUACCAUACCAUACCAUACCAUACCAUACCAUACCAUACCAUACCAUACCAUAUCAUACCAUACCAUACCUUACCUUACCUUACCCUACCCUUAAGGCCAUAAUUUUCAAAAAUUUUAGUUAAAUUUCAACAUUCCUCUCCGCUGGUGGCCUCCAGAAUGCCUGAAGCGAAACCCCAAGUUCCACCCGGGCAUGGAUGUAUGGUCGUUUGGUGUGGUCGUAUACGAAGUGUUUAAUCAAGGUGAAAAGCCAUGGCCAGACCUCGACCCGAAGAAGGUGGCCACGAACAUACGACACAUGAAGAUCUUCAAGUACCCAAAAGAAUGCCCCAGGCCAUUGUCCGCCAUCUGCCGCAAACGCAUAUUGGUGCCGCUGGCUCAGCGAUGGGACUUUGUUCUAUUGGCAAAGGUCAUGAGCAACUUGAGUGCGGAUAUGAAGCCAAGCAAAAAGUACCUGAGGGAGUUGAUUGGCCCCAAAGUGGAGCCGCCUAAGGGCGAGAGGUUGAAACUGACGGCGGCCGAACAGAAGGAACUGGACGAUUUGUGUCGAAAGAAUGUAAAAACAACCGGAGGGCAGAAUGCACCAUCUGUAGCAGGCGUGGUGGCUAGAAGCGCGAACACGGCUACGUCACCGGCUUGUACACCUUCGUCGGAGUCGUCGGUAAGGCUUAAAAUUUUAGUGGGGUAGGGUAAGAUAAGAAAAUAUAGGGUGAAAAGCGAUUAGAGAAGGGUAGGAAAAGCUAAGCUAGUCUAGGGUUAGGUAUUAUAUCGUAGAGCCCAGGGUACAGAGAAUCAUUAUAUUAUACUAGCCUAGCCCUAACUCCCCACUUUCAGGCCUCAUUCCAACGAGCACCGACCAAAAAGCCCAAGAAUGCACUAAAGAAGAAGAACGCAUCAGUGAGCGUGGCCCAGACCUUUACCCGUACCGAGAACACCACAGAGAACGUUGAAGAACAGAAAAAACAAAAGGUCACACUCCAGGACAUAAUCCAAUCAGAACGUUUGCCACCAGACGAAAACAGAUCCAAAAUGGGCUCCAUACCCUAA